CAACUGACAAAGUGUUGGCCUCCGUCGACUCACCGAACGGAGCGACGAGAUGAUCUUCUCACACUCGAGCUGCUUUGGGAGAUGGAGUUUAGCUUGGCGCUCGAAACGGACGCUUUGGAGGGCCUAUUCGAAUGGAUGGAAACAGUCGAGUUGGACAGUCGGGCAGCAUGGCCUGGAGAUGGGAUUGCUCUGCCUGGCAGACCGUGUGGGUUAUGGGGUCGUGGGUGA
Molecule: messenger RNA, 228 nt
Organism: Protopolystoma xenopodis
Lineage: Eukaryota; Metazoa; Platyhelminthes; Monogenea; Polystomatidea; Polystomatidae
Source: the annotation of a GenBank genome assembly